Eimeria mitis is the source of this 582-nucleotide messenger RNA. Its product is annotated as ribosomal protein S15, putative. Gene Ontology annotation, molecular function: structural constituent of ribosome. The transcript has 6 exons. Lineage: Eukaryota; Apicomplexa; Conoidasida; Eucoccidiorida; Eimeriidae. Gene Ontology annotation, cellular component: ribosome. Gene Ontology annotation, biological process: translation. The coding region runs from base 1 to 582 and encodes 193 amino acids. The record is from RefSeq and is a predicted model, not a curated record.
AUGGAGGAAGCUGCAGCUGUGCAGACAGCUGCAGCGCCGGCCGUUCGACACCGGCAGCAGCGCCUCGCAUGUCUUACGGAGAAGAUUCUCAACGCACGUCAGCACCUGCUGCGUCACCGCCGUGACCACUCUAAGAAGCGCAUUCUUUCGAUAUGGCUGGCGCGGAGACAGCGUGUCAUGAAAUACCUCUACAGGACGGACUUUGACCUCUACAAACUCACCUGCAGUCUCCUCCGCAUAAAGUGUGUUCACUUCGCUAUACCGGAUUCGAGGGACAGACAGCGGGCCAUAAGUCCGGUGGCCGUCGACGGAGACCGUUGUAAAUUCUUAAUUCGACAGCGCCUGUGGAAAGGUCGCUACCGGCCGAGGCCUGUGAAGCAAGCGGAAGGCAAGACUGUGCGGUACACACGCCACGUCAUGGAGCAGCCGCCACCGGGCUGGAAUAUGCCCCACGAGACAAAGCCGCGAAUCAGCAGGGCCUGGCCGUACGGCGUCAAGGAGGAGCGACUCAAAGGGGAGUACACAAUCCCCAACCCUACUGCUGCAGGCAUUGGGCACUGCCCUGUGCCACUCUUCUUCUGA